Messenger RNA from Penicillium angulare, 1065 nucleotides. RefSeq names its product MDR family NADP-dependent oxidoreductase. The record is from RefSeq and is a predicted model, not a curated record. Lineage: Eukaryota; Fungi; Ascomycota; Eurotiomycetes; Eurotiales; Aspergillaceae. The transcript is spliced from 2 exons. Gene Ontology annotation, molecular function: oxidoreductase activity, acting on the CH-CH group of donors, NAD or NADP as acceptor. The coding region runs from base 1 to 1065 and encodes 354 amino acids.
AUGUCCAACAAACAAAUCCUCUACAACAAAACCCCCACACCAUCAAUCGACCCAACCCUCAACACAGGCACAUUCCGCCUAAACACCAUCCCAAUCCCCCAAGAUGUCCCCCCAAACAACCUCCUCGUCCGAACACACUACCUCUCCCUCGACCCCGCAAUGCGCCAAUGGCUAACAGCCAAACGUUCAUACAUCGCCCCCGUCGCCCUAAACGCAAUAAUGCGCGGCCAAGCCAUCGCCCAGAUCCUCAAAGUCGGAUCCACCCUCAGCCCCAAAUACAAAGUCGGCGAAUGGGUCGUAGCCGGAACAGGAUGGCAAGAAUACGCCCUAGUCACCGAGAAAGAGGUUGAAAAAGUCACACUUCCACCUGGUGGCAGGCCUACGGAUGCUAUGUCGGUCCUAGGCAUGACGGGGUUAACGGCUUAUUUCGGUAUGGUGGAGGUUGGAAAGCCGAAGGAAGGCGAUACGGUUGUUGUUUCUGGUGCUGCGGGUGCGACGGGGAGUAUUGCGGGACAGAUUGCUAAGAUUAAGGGUGCAAAGAGGGUUAUUGGGUUAGCGGGGAGUGAGGAGAAGUGUCGGUUUUUGGUUGAGGAGUUGGGAUUUGAUGCUGCGGUUAAUUAUAAGGAUGCGCAAUGGAAGAAGAAGCUCAAGGAGGUGACGCCGGAGUAUAUUGAUGUGUUUUUUGAUAAUACUGGUGGUGAGAUUUUGGAUGCUUGUCUUGCUAGGGCGGCGAGGGAUUCGAGAUUCGUUAUCUGUGGUGCUAUUAGUCAGUAUAAUGCUGCGAAGCCGCAGGGGCCUACGAGCUUUAUGCAGGUUAUUGCGCAACGGGUUACUAUCAAGGGUUUCAUCGUUUUCGACUUCGUGAAGCAGUAUCGGUCUGCGUUGCAGGAGCUGGCCUCCUGGCUUGUGGAGGGUAAGCUCAAGCGUAAGGAACAUAUUGUUCUGGGUGGAUUGGAAGGAGCUCCUCAGGGUCUUGUUGAUCUGUAUGCUGGUGCGAAUACGGGCAAGAUGAUGGUGGAGGUUGCUCCGAUGAGCGAGGCAUUAGGACCCAAGUCUAAGCUGUGA